This is a messenger RNA of Sparassis crispa, 2433 nucleotides long. RefSeq lists its product as hypothetical. NCBI's taxonomy places the organism in Eukaryota, Fungi, Basidiomycota, Agaricomycetes, Polyporales, Sparassidaceae. Bases 1 to 2433 code for a protein of 810 amino acids. Gene Ontology annotation, molecular function: protein binding. The transcript is spliced from 2 exons. The record is from RefSeq and is a predicted model, not a curated record.
AUGGAUAAUCUCCACGACGAUGCAUUUUCAGGCCAGCUCACCGCCGAGAACCUCCAGCGUUACCUCCAGUAUGACCGCUCCAUCAUCGAUGAGCCUGGUGGGUUCGCGAACCUCACUCCGCUUGCUGCUGCGUCCUUUCACGGUCACCUCGACGUCGUCAAGUUGCUCCUCGAUCACGUUGCUAAUCCUGACGCUCUCUCCCCCGGCAACCGUACAGCUCUAUUCUACGUAACCUCUCGCAAGGUGCGGUGCAACCAGCUUGCCAUCGUACGCGCCCUCCUCGAUGCCGGUGCAAAGAUCGACAAGUGCUACGACGACGACGGGCGGAACACUCCUCUUAUGAACGCCAUCCAGCAGCUGGGCGACAAGGAGAUCGUGCACGAGCUCGUGAACCGUGGUGCAUCGUUGACCUUGACGAAUCUAGAGGGCGAGACCACCAAGAUGAUCGCGAAGGUGCGGGGUAUGGAGCAUGAUGUGCGCUUGAGGGCGGACAGGGAGCUGCCCCGGGCGGAGUUGGCCAACUUCGUCGCUGCGGCGGUGAUGCUCGCCGUCGCUGUUGGUAACGGCGGACCCAUGGAAGACGUCCUGAGAGACGCCAUCACGAAACUGUGUUGUGCGUCCGGAGAGAAAUUCGAUGGUCUCAUGGACGAGAAGUCUACGAGUCGUCGCACUGCAGACUACGGUACAAGAUACACUUCGCCGGCUACGGCCGUGGAGCACUCAGGGAACCACUUGCCAGAGGUUGUUGCAGAGGCUUCUGCAGAGGAUCCCUCAGGGCUCUCUAGAGCGCACUCGGAGACUACGACUGCGGUUGCCGGUCACGCUGUAGAGGCUAAGGCUGUGGAAACUACUGCUCUGCUAGAUGAUGUCGCGCAUGUCCCUGCAGCAGUCCCUGGAAAGGCCGCCGCUCGAGAGGCGACUGUCACAAUGACUCAGACAGUGGAGGCCACCGGAGAGACGGCUAUCACACUGACUCAGACAGUGAAUAUCGCCUCACCGAUCCAUAACGAGCGAGCGGUGUCUUCGAAGUCAGAGAACGCUGUCCAGGAUCGGGCAGUGGGCUCUGGAGACGUAGCGACGAAGGCCGCGCGGCAUUCUCCGGUCUCUUUAGGAGUCACUUCAGACGCCGCUGGAGAGGCCGCCAUCAUAGAGGUUGAAACGGGAAAGGUUCCCCGGGACGAGCAAUCUUCAGUAGAGAUCACCAGCGCUGACUGUGCUCAGGCGCAGGACACCGAGGAUAAGACCGCCAAUCCCUCUGUAGCGAUCUCUGACUGUGAUCGUGUAAAUCCUCAGCAGUACGAUAGGUCCACACAGGCUCCCGACGCGGGCGUCCGAGAGGACAUAGAACAGUUCGGACUUCAGAAGCCUCCACAAAGGCAUCGGGGGCUAUCACGGUGGUUGCGGCAGAGUCUAAGAAUGCAGAGGAUACCAGCGGCCGAAUCUGCGCUGUCCACAGGGAUUCGCGCGCCCGCGGUGGAAUAUCGAGCCACAGAGUGGUGUUCGUCCCCUGGUGCUCGAAUUACUCCAGGUGGUAUUGCGAAGGGCACCACAAAGAGCACGGUAGAGAACAUCACGCAGCCUACAACCGUAGAGAACCCGCAGAAUUUGACGGCAGGCAACGAGUCGAACGAAGACGAGUUAUCUAAAGCUGACGACGAGUCGUUCAAAGCUGACGAUGAGUCGUUGAAAGCUGACGACGAGCUUGUCGAGCACGUCAGUAUAAACGCGGCUUCUCUUCUGAAUAAUCCCAAUGGCUGCUACACUGAUCCCGAAAACGUCGAGCGUAUCAAAACCCUCUCCCUAUACCAGCUCGUCAUCUACUGCGACGACAGCGGAUCUAUGGGCUACGACCGCCUCUACGAGCACCAGUGCGAGCUCGUCAGAAGAAUUGUGACUAUUGCUACCAAACUCGUCCCGGACGACUACGGCGUCGACCUCCACUUCAUCAAUGCUCCCUCUGCCUACAAUCUCUCCGACCACGGAAUUGAAGCUCGCAUGAAACAGGUGAAGCCUAGCGGUGGCACUUCGAUCGGUUACAACCUCCGCAGGAAAAUCCUGGAGCCGCUCGUUUACAAGCGCAUGGCCAGCGGAGAGCGCUUUGAGCGCCCAAUCUUGAUAUGGACGAUCACCGACGGAGAGCCCGAUAGAACGGACCAGCCGAGCUUCAAGGACGCGAUUAUGGAGUGCAGGAAGAACUUGGUUAUGCACGGGUACCGCCCGACUGCCGUCAGGUUCUGCGUUAGCCAGAUUGGGAACAGCUGGGAUGCAGUGAAUUUUUUGAACGGGCUAAGGGACGACUCGGAGAUCAGUGAUGUGGUGCACUGCACUACAGACCGGCUGGACGAUAAAUUCAAGGAGCUUAAGAACGCAGAGGGCAAGUUAGAGGAGUGGUUGCUGAAGACGUUGACAGAGCACAUCAUGACCAAGAAAUGA